AUGAGCGACAACGACGCGUUUAUGGAAGAUUAUGGGGACUCAUUGAACGACGCGGGCGAUCCUUACGAAACAAAAACCACCCGAAACGCAGCAGAGGCGCUGGACGCGUCCCUGCAAGCACCCAAUGCAAACGACUUCUCGAAUGCUCGCCUUAUCGAGGAGCUAGAGAACAGGAACUCGCGAGUAAGUGGAUUUCGAGAUCAAGAUGUGGUCACUCUUCAAAAAAUCCUGGACGCAGAAUUCGAGCUGGAAAAGGAAAGCAUUAUCAAACACCAGCGAGAGAAGAGAGAACAAGCCGCCAAGCAAGCUGGUCUGCAACGGAAGCGAAUGAUGCUAGAGAGGCAGCUACGAGAAGAGAUAUCUGAGAUUGGAAAAGACCAAAGAAUUGAGUUUUGGCUGAACCUGGUAAAACAAAACGCCACGCCACCUACAGCUCGGAUAGACGUCAACUCCGUCACUGCUCGAGCUCUUGCCAAGUCGAUGUGGACCAACACUUCACUUACCAGCCUGGACUUAUCGCGCAACGGCAUUGACGACGCGGCCGGUACAUACGUUGCACGUUUGCUCAAGCGCAACACAGCCUUGGUGAACGUUGCGCUGGGGUCCAACCAGCUCGGAGUAUUUGCAUGCCGCGCUUUCGGCGAAUCGCUCUGCUCAAACUCCACCCUCAAGUGUUUGAGCCUUGAGUCGAACUCCUUGACUAGCGAUGGGGCAAACAUGUCGGGGAUACAAGCGCUUACGGACAUGUUCAGCAAAAAUAGCACCCUCACAUCCGUCAAUUUGUGGAGGUGUGCGCUUGGGGCAGAAGCGGGGGUGGCACUCUCUCGGGGCAUGGAAUCAAAUCACACCAUCACCUUCCUCGAGGUUGGGUUGAAUGGUCUGGCGAUGGCCGACCAGCACAAGGUGAAAACAGCAUUGGAAAACAACUUCAAAAGAUUUGAAGAAUGCCAAGCAGUACGCCGACAAGAGCUGAGUAUCGCGGAUAAAAUAUUAGCAGAGGAGAAAGCCAUGCAAGAGCAGCUGAGGGCUGAAAGGCAACUCCGCGAAUGGCUUGAGGAUCAAAAACAGCUGCGAGCCGAGGAACGUCGAAAGGCGGAAGAGAAAGGGUAAGCACUCACUACGAUGCACAUAUCCGCAUGUGGGAUUCCAUGAAUAGCCAUUCGAUAGCGAAACGUGUCUGUUCCCUUUCAUGUCUUCGUAACUAUCAGACCAAGACGUUAUGGACCCAGUCCCCUGAAUAUGCAAGCGAGACUUGAGCAUCCAUGCAUUGUUCCACCAUUCCAACGAGACAAACCAACCGCACACAUCAAUCAUUCACAUUCAGGUUUGCCCAGCAAGCCGCAAUGGAGGCAGAGGCGGCUCGGCUCCUUCAAGAAAAGCUGGAAGCAGAGAAGAAGGCCGAGGCUGCCAAAUCUUCGAAAAAGAAGAAGGGAAAAAAAUAGUGCCCCACAGCCGGUAGCAUAAGGCACGCGUCCUAAAAUUCACCCGCUGAACGAAUGAUACCGCCCCGUCUCAACCUUCGCCCUGAAUCCUACACAGCAAACGACACCCAACACCAGCACUUAAAAAAUCAAGCACGUCCCUUGGGCGAACAAACAAAAGGGUGCAGACGAAAACUAGAAGUGGAUAGGCUUGUCGUACGUUGCCAUGCAAGCCUCUUUCAGCGCCUCACUGAGGGUAGGGUGGGCGUGGCACGUUCUGGCAAUAUCUUCGCUCGAAGCUCCGUACUCCAUGGCAAGCACCACCUCCGCGAUCAUUUCGCCGGCGUUUGGCCCCAGAAUGUGAGCGCCAAGAAUACGGUCUGUCUCCUUAUCGCUGAGGAUUUUGACCAUUCCAUCUUUGUCGCCCACGCACGAGGCACGACUGUUGGCCGAGAACGGGAACGUUCCCUUGUUGUACGCCACCCCCGCCUCUUUUAACGCUUCCUCUGUCUUGCC
Ectocarpus siliculosus is the source of this 1937-nucleotide messenger RNA. NCBI's taxonomy places the organism in Eukaryota, Phaeophyceae, Ectocarpales, Ectocarpaceae. The record is from the annotation of a GenBank genome assembly.